Messenger RNA from Trichechus manatus latirostris (Florida manatee), 4397 nucleotides. It is a transcript of the gene IER5, whose product is annotated as immediate early response 5. NCBI's taxonomy places the organism in Eukaryota, Metazoa, Chordata, Mammalia, Sirenia, Trichechidae. The coding region runs from base 332 to 1309 and encodes 325 amino acids. The transcript has a single exon. The record is from RefSeq and is a predicted model, not a curated record.
GCCAGGCGCAGCGCACAAGGCGCGCCGCCCGGCCCCAGAACGGUUGGCGGCUCUUCGUGAUUGGCUGGCGCUCGAGGGGCCUAUAUAAGGCGCGGGGCGGCCAGUCCGCCCUCAGUUAGCGACCGGACUUGAAACUGUGCAGUCGUCUUAUGUGUAGAGGUUAGCAGGUCAGUGCGCGCGUCACUGGAGUCGUUUCUCCUCGUAGUCUUCGGAUUUCGAGGGUCCACCCACGGGGCGGGCUUGUUUACGCCUCUUCCCUCCCAGCUUCCGAACGUGCGACGGGGCUUACCCCUCUCACCUCCGCGCCAGCCCUGGGAAAGGGGGAGGCAGGAUGGAGUUCAAGUUGGAGGCUCACCGCAUCGUCAGCAUUUCUCUGGGCAAGAUCUACAACUCGCGGGUCCAGCGCGGCGGCAUCAAGCUGCACAAGAACCUACUGGUCUCGUUGGUGCUGCGCAGCGCUCGCCAGGUAUACCUGAGUGACCCGUGCCCCGGCCUCUACCUGGCCAGCCCCGCGGGGAGCCCAGUGGCGCCGCCGCAGCAGCCCCGGGAGCCGGCGGCCAGGCCACCCGCGGGCUGGGAGGAGCCGCCCUCGCCGGCUGCCCGCGCCACCUGGCAGGAGACGGAGCCGCAGCCGGAGCGCCCCGCCACCCCAGGCGAGCGGCGGACGGAUGGCGCGGAGCCCGCGGCUUCUGUGACGGGGACCGGCGAUGCUCUUCGGGGUGGAGAGGCGGAGGCGGCGGAAGCUGCUUGGCGCCGCGUGGAGGGACCACGCGAGGCAGAGGCCGGAGAACCUGGGGGUCCCGCCGGAGACUCGGACGUUUUCCCCGAGGGGCCUCGGGCUGCGCGCCGCCACUGCUGCUGCGCCCCAGGCAGGGAGGACAAGCCCGGCACGCCGACCGGGUCCCCUCGCGUUGACUGCUGCUGCAUGUCCCGGCCCGCCGAGGACGAGCCCCCCGCGCCGCCCCCGGUCUGCCCCAGGAAGCGCGGCGCGACAGGGGUGGGCGGCGGCACCGCGGGCUGCCCGGCGCCCGGCUCGACCCCGCAGAAGAAGCCCCGCCGGAACUUGGAGGAGCAGCCGGGCGGGGGAGAAGAGGAGGAGGAGAUGGAGACCGGUAACGUGGCGAACCUCAUUAGUAUCUUCGGUUCCAGCUUCUCGGGACUCUUACGGAAAAAAAGCCCCGGGGGCGGCCGAGAGGAAGAAGAGGGCGAGGAGAGCCGGCCGGAAGCCGCUGAGCCCGGGCAGAUCUGCUGCGAUAAGCCGGUGCUGAGAGACAUGAACCCUUGGAGCACAGCCAUCGUGGCCUUCUGAGCCGCCCCCCGGGUCCCUGUGAGGGAAAGAGGUUGAGCAGUGGGCGUCCUCGAAGUGAGGGCUGGGCCUCUCCUGGCUCCGAGGACCCCCACAAACCGUCGGCGCUGGGCGCGUUGGGGAGACUGGUUGCUGCCGGGCAGCAGAAACUGCCCUUGAGCUUGGCAGCCCUGCUGUGCCAUGACUCUCGGGAGUCACAUCUUGAGACUUGGGAGUUGAAGGGUUUUGGGAGGAAAACAAUUGUUAACUUUUGUGUAUGUGUAUGUCUGUGUGUAUGUAAGUUUGUCUUGUUGAAGUAAGACUAUUUUGUCCUUGAAUGCAUCACCCCUUCCCCGGGGCUUAAGAGAUCGGGGGCAGACAGGGACUUUCCUCUGCUGACAGCACCGAGAAGGAAGCGGAGAAAAUGGGGAGUUCCCCAUUCGUUCUCAGGGGAGGAAGGGACUUUACACACACCCCUCACAUGAAAGCUAGAACCCCACCGGGGCCUGGAGUGGCGUUUCCUCACAGGAUUUCCUAAGACUAGAGGGAUUUAGUCUGGAGCUAGAGACUUGUAUUAUUUCCCUCCCUCUCCACCUUUCUGUCUCACUGAAGAAACGUUUAUACCCUGUGAUUAACUCUGGGAAAGGGAAUAUUAACAGCCCUUCUCUUCCUCACAGGGUAGAAAGCUUGAUAAACUUCACAGAAGAGUUCAAGCUUGGAAAUAGGGAGUUUAUAGAGAAAAGAUAUAUUUUUAAAAGCUCUAGGUCAGAACUACUACACAGUGCUUUUAAAAAGUGUUGAAUGAAACAAAGUUUACAGACAGAAGCCCUAAGUGGAAAGACCUUAUGGUUUUGUAGACAUGGUGACUCCAGCCUUUGUUGUAUAAAGGUUGGGGGAGCUGAUAAGGUUUUUGUACAGUAUUUUCUCCUUCAAUGUAUUGAUUUUUGUAUAAAAAUGUAACUUUACGUGUCCAACACGUAUUAAAUAUUUUGAAGCAACUUCACUGGCUCCUUGUCUGCUGUAAUCACCUGUCUCUGUUGGGAAGGAAGUAGGAGGAGGGGGGAACUAAGGUCUCCACCAGAAAAUUGAAGGUGUGGUUCUUAAUAUCAGUCAUGUACAGACUGGGGGACAUUGUUUGCUGACUUCACUAAAUAUCAAGAGACGUUUAAGGUUUUCCCUCCAGAUCAGUGGGCUUUUAUUAGAAUAUCAGUAGUCUGCCUGUUUCUUGAAACCUGCCACUACACUGUCCUUUAAAAAUCAAUUUAGGCCAGUUUGAUUUUCUAUAGACCAGUUUAAUUAUAUCUGUUUUAAUAUUAAGUGACUUAAGCAUCAACUUUUGAAGCCCUUCUCAUCUACAAAAAUAUUUUUCACCCAAACUUUCUUUUAGUCCCUGUUAAACUAUAAAGCAUGGGUUGUCUUUCAGCUUUGUUAUUGAAAAAAAAUGUUUAGAUAGUAGCUUUCUUUAGAAGUCUAGUAGAACUAUGAGGAAGCAAAUGAGACUGACCUGUCGAACUGGUCAGGUCCACCUCUGCAUUCCAGUGGAUGUCAGGAUGGAAAUUUUAAGGUUUUUUUUUUUUUUUUUUUUUCCCCUUUUAUAGAUAGAAAGCAAAUGCCUCAGUGAAAGGGAAACUGCUUGUUUCAAACCAGAUAAGGUAGGAGGCCAAGGAGGCCUAGACAAAUUUGGCUUCUCAUUUAGCAAAACUUCCUGAUUUGCUUUUGUAACACAAAUGAUGACAUCAGUGUUUGGCUCAUGGUAAACAGGUGAUGACAACCAAGUCAUUAGUUGAUUUUUAUUAAAAUUAAUGCAUUCAAGAGAGCUUUUUGUCUAGGAAAAAAUGGUCAGUAUUUGAAGUGUACUGAAUAUUUCAGAAGCAAACCAAUUAGAGAAUGUGUCUUAAAAUAUGGUAGUACUUUAAAAGAUGGUACUGGUCUAUAACAACUUAUGAAUAAAUAGGGUGUCUAAGAUGUGGGAGAAACUGAAGAAAGAUUAGACACAGCUUUAAGUAAAGGUUGUGGCCUUUGAAGGAGCCCUGGUGGCACAGUUGUUAAGUGCUUGACUUCUAAAUGAAAGGUUGGUGGUCAAACCCACCACCCACUCUUUGGGUAAAGAUUUACAGCCUUGGAAACCGUAUGGGGUGGUUCUGCUCUGUCCUAUAUGGUUGCUAUGAGUCAGAAUUGACAGCAACAGAUAAAAUUUUUUUUGGUUUAUGGCCUUUGAGCAAAAGGAGCACAUUCAUGGUGCCUUGGCUUUCCCAAAAUCCUGAGUAUUUGAAGUUCUGUCAUAGCUCAGUUGGCCAGUAUUUUGAUAUUUUUGUAAAACUAUUAGUGGUUCCCUAAGCAUAAGGGUUCAAAAACAACUUCUAAUUUUAUGUCCAUCACUGUAAUGUGGUCCUAGAAUUAAACAUUCUUUAGUUAGGCUCUUGUUAAAAUUGACUUAUUUUGUUUUUUUUCCCAGAGAUUAGCUACCUAAGUUCUAUCAUAGCCACAAAAGAUCCACUUAGUACUGACUACUUAAACUGAAGAAGGUGUUCAGGGCCUUAAUUCUGCAAACAUUUCCUGUUGUUAGAAGGUAAUUAUGCUCAAACAGCUAUCUCAGUGCAUUUUUAUAUUUGAAGAAGGGGUAACAUUUGGUGUAUUGAAGGGAGUUGAUAUGAUUUAGGUGAGAAUAAAGUUUCCUAUUGAUCCUUAGUCUCACAUUAAAAUGAACCAUGGGACCAUGUGUCUGCUUAAUUUAGAGACUGUAAAUUGGCAUAUUUAAUAGGGGAUACAGCCUUGUAGGGAAUUAGAGAAGAUAAUUUUACUUCACUAUUGUUUUAGAAGCACUAUGUGUAGUGGUUAGAGCAUGGGCUCUGGAACCAGACUGCCUGGAUUUGUAUCUUGGUUCUGCCGCUUAUUAGCUAUGGGACCCUGAACAAGUUACUUCUCUGUGUGCCUCAGUUUUCUCAAAUGUGAAAUUGGGAUAAUUGUACCUCCCUCAUAGGGAUGUGAAAAUUAAUGUAUAUAAAGCUCUUAGAAAAUUACCUGAUACGUACUGCUAAGCACUCAAUUAUUAUAGAAAUGAAUUCUGUGUAUAACUGAGAUCUGUUAUGGUUAAAGAAUUGUCUGUAUGUGU